Messenger RNA from Rhea pennata, 3257 nucleotides. Its product is annotated as protoheme IX farnesyltransferase, mitochondrial. Gene Ontology annotation, molecular function: protoheme IX farnesyltransferase activity. Gene Ontology annotation, biological process: heme A biosynthetic process. The transcript has 7 exons. The record is from RefSeq and is a predicted model, not a curated record. The coding region runs from base 333 to 1343 and encodes 336 amino acids. Gene Ontology annotation, cellular component: mitochondrion; mitochondrial membrane. NCBI's taxonomy places the organism in Eukaryota, Metazoa, Chordata, Aves, Rheiformes, Rheidae.
CCCCGCGCCGCGCCGCCGCCGCCGCGGGCGGGCAGGCCGCGCUGCAGCGCUCCGCCUGCCGCCAGCGCACGUAUGUCACACAACACAACAAAGACCUCAGCCAACGAGCAAAACCUAAGUCAGAUUCACUUGCACCUCCUUUUCAUGAGAGUCAACAGCUAGGUCAAGGAAGAACAGUUAUACACAAGACUACACCAAUUUCACCUGUUCAUCAACCUUUGUCUGAGACAUCAACCAGAAAUGAGCUGAGAGAAGUGACUUCAGCUGCAGAGAUAGAAGGCUCAGUGUCAUCAGUAAAAGCAGGAUCCAAGGAAGAAAGACAAUGGAAAGAAAUGAAGCUACAGCUGGAUGACUUGCCAGGAAUAUUGGCACGUUUGUCCAAAAUUAAGCUUACAGCUCUGGUUGUAAGUACCGCAUCUGCUGGGUUUGCCAUGGCUCCAGUCCCGUUUGACCUGACUUGUUUCCUCCUUGCCUCUCUUGGAACCGGACUGGCUUCCUGUGCUGCCAACUCCAUCAAUCAGGCAGAGCACCCCUGGGCAGGACCUGUGAGAUCCAGGAAUGCCUUCAGCAGCCGGUGGGCGCUCGUGGAGAACACCAUGUUCUUUGAGGUUCCCUUUGAUUCCAAUAUGAACAGGACGAAAAACAGACCACUGGUGCGAGGACAGAUCAGCCCCCUGCUCGCCGUGUGCUUCGCUGCCGCCUGCGGAGUCCCGGGAAUCGCCCUGCUGACGCUGGGAGUGAACCCGCUCACCGGGGCCCUGGGCGCCUUCAACAUUUUCCUGUACACGUGCUGCUACACGCCGCUGAAGCGGAUGAGCAUCGCCAACACGUGGGUGGGAGCCGUCGUCGGCGCCAUCCCCCCCGUCAUGGGGUGGACCGCGGCUACGGGUAGCCUUGACGCCGGUGCAGUACUGUUAGGAGGAAUCCUCUAUUCCUGGCAGUUCCCUCAUUUCAAUGCCCUGAGCUGGGGGCUGCGAGAAGAUUACUCCCGAGGAGGAUACUGCAUGAUGUCUGUGACACAUCCAGGGCUGUGCAGGCGGGUGGCUCUGCGGCACUGCUUGGCCUUAAUUGGACUCUCAACAGUGGCUCCUGUGCUCGACAUCACCACGUGGACUUUCCCUAUCAUUUCACUCCCUAUUAACCUGUACAUCUCCUACCUCGGCUUUCGGUUCUACAGGGAUGCAGACCGCAGCAGUUCUAGGAAGCUUUUCUUCUGCAGUCUGUGGCAUUUGCCAUUGCUGCUGCUUGUCAUGUUCACAUGCAAGAAACCUUUCCUGGAGAAGGAAGAGAAAGGCGAUCUCAGUGGAAAUCAUGGCAGGGCUGUGGAAAUUAGAUUGCCUUAAAUGUCAAUUAUUUGUCAUCAAUGUGACACAUCAGGUAGCGUAUUUUAGUAAUUAUGGGAGGGGGAAGCCUGUUGUGAUCUGUUUGAAGAAUUGUUUGUGCCUAGUGACCACUUCAUGUGAUGAUUUUCUGUGUUCUUCUUAAAGGGAAGGGACGUGAAAGCUUAAAGCAUUCAUGGGCCACGGGCCUCUUUCACUCAUCACAGAUUAAAUUCUAGCCUCCAUCAGAAGCACAUCACUUUCUGAUGGCCUUCCAAAGUCUUUGUGGGUCUUGAUCUCAUGUCUCAUGGGUAGGAUUUCAGUUAGCAAAUCACAUACGCACACUUACCAAAUGCCAUCACUGGCAGCCUUGGCAAAGAAGUCAGGAAGCGACAAAUGAAUGAUUUAUCACCCCCCAACAAAUGAGCAGCCUUUUCAAAUUAAGCUUUGAGGCCCAUGUUGGAGUGGGUGAGCUUGUGUUGUCUCAGUCCAUGCCGUUCCUGCUCUAUUCUUACAGAGGCCUUCAGUUUCUGAGACUAUCAGUCGGUUACGUUUCCCAAGGUUCCCAUUCACUUCAGUAGAUUUUGGGGUUUCAUAUAGCCUUCACAAUCCUAAAGAAAUGAAGAAAACUAUCUUACAGCACACUACACAUCAGCAUUUAAAGAGCCUGAAGAUAAACAGAUACUCCAUAGCAUAUACUUUGAAAGACCCUCUUAAUCAUUUUACCGUAUAUCCAUUCCAGUGAAUUUCUGUUUUUAUGUUAUUAAGGUUUGGAUCCUGUGUGCCAGAUCUUCAGCUGGUGAAAACUAGUAUUAUUGUUUAUUCCAGUGAAGCUUUGAAAAGAUAUACCAGGUGAGAACUGGAUCUUAGAGUCCAAUAGUUUUAAGGCUUUUGUGUGCUAAUGUGUCUUGUGCCUGCCCAUUUACUCUAAGUGCCCAUCUACUAAGGAGUUAGCUCCUGUACUGGAUGAGCUCUGGGCUUGCAUCAAGAAUUUGAACUGUAUUUAAUCUCACACCACCGUGUUUUGAAGGCCUCAUUGGGGGUAUGUUACCAGUAAGGAAGCACAAUUUAUGGAAAAAAAAGGGAUGUUUGGGGGGAUGAUUUAUCUGAUAUGAUAAUAUUCAAAUUUUUGAUGCAGCCAAGGUCUUUCAAAAAAAAUGUUGGGGAUGGUCCUAUUAGGAGAAUGUAUCACCUUUGUUAACUGAUACGAUGUAAUAUAUUUUCUAGGCACAGUCUGAUAUAUUUAUGAUGCUGUUUUGGGGCUGCGGCUAGCCCUGAACAUACGUGGUUUGACUGUGACCAGCUGGGAUACUUCCAAACACAGCAGUAUCUACUGUAGACAAGGGUUAUGUUAUAGUUUGUUGUGGUAGUUAAUGCCUGUUAUGACUUGACGCAUUUUCAUGCCAAGAUUUCUUUCCCAUGUGGAAAGGGCCUGGGCAGCACCACUGUGCAUCCAAAGACGUCUGCUGGUAGGAAUACCUGAAAUGGGAGACAGUUUCUCUAAUCUGAUCCCAAAUAAAGCCCUUCAAGAAACUUCACAAAUCUGCCAGCAUGUGCUUAUCAUGCUGACGUAAAAUAUUCACUGGGUGCUUUCAUGAUCCAAGCCCGUCUUCUGGUCUCGGUUACACUGGUGUAAAUCAGAAGUGACACCGUUAACCUCUGCUCUGUCGGCCAAGGUGCUUCAUAGGAACAGAGCCACCUGUUUUACAUGGCUCUUAAAUAACCAGUUGUAAGAUUUCCUGACUCUCUCAAGUGAUUGCAGAUGACAGUACUGAGUUCCCUGGUACUGUUUAUCUGACAGGCUCCAUUGUACUCAAGUUACUGUGGGGAACAUUUCAUAGAAAUAUCUGGAAACCAUACAACUGUGCAACUCCUUAAUUUGUUUUGAAAAUGCAUUCAAGCUUUUCUGCAAUAAAGUGCAUACUGUACAAAAACAGA